Phyllostomus hastatus (greater spear-nosed bat) is the source of this 943-nucleotide messenger RNA. Its product is annotated as carcinoembryonic antigen-related cell adhesion molecule 21-like. Gene Ontology annotation, cellular component: cell surface; plasma membrane. Gene Ontology annotation, biological process: regulation of immune system process; signal transduction. NCBI's taxonomy places the organism in Eukaryota, Metazoa, Chordata, Mammalia, Chiroptera, Phyllostomidae. The transcript has 3 exons. The record is from RefSeq and is a predicted model, not a curated record. Bases 132 to 830 code for a protein of 232 amino acids. Gene Ontology annotation, molecular function: protein tyrosine kinase binding.
CCACAGGAGGAGGCUCAACACACAGGGAGGAGGGACAGCAGCUUCCACCACUCCAGACAGAAGUACCUGUGAGCCUUGCUGCCCCUCAAGCUCUUCUCGUAGAGGGAGGGACAGAGCAGACUGCAGACACCAUGGAGUCCCCUUCAGCGCUCACCCGCACAAGGCGCGUCUCCUGGCAGGGGCUCCUGCUGGCCGUCUCACUGUUAACCUCCUGGAGCCCGCCCAGCACCGCCCAACUCGCUAUUGUGUCAACCUACGCUGCCGAAGGGAAGGAUGUGCUUCUGCGCAUCCGCAACAAGCCUCACGAAGUGAUAGGCUACAUGUGGUACAAGGGGGAGGGGGCGAACCCCAAUCGCAACAUCGCGUCCAUCGCGGUGGGCCCAGGAUUGUAUGCAACAGGGCCUGCACACAGCGGUCGGGAGAAAAUCAAUAACGACGGAUCCCUGCUGUUACGGAGGGUCACCCGGAAGGACGCGGGAUACUACACCAUAGUCGCCUACCUUCACGACUCAAAAAAGGAAAUAGGAUUCGGACGGCUUAAUGUGUACCAGCCCGUGAGAAAGCCCACCGUCCUCGCCAGCAACACCACAGUCACAGAGGAUAAGGACGCCGUGGUCCUGACCUGCGACACAAACGCCGUCUCCACCCAGUGGUUGUUCAACGGCAUGAACCUGCGGCUCUCGGAGAGAAGGAAGCUGUCCUGGCGCAACAGAAGCCUCACCAUAGACCCCGUCCGGAGGGAGGACGCUGGGAAUUACCAGUGUGAGGUCUCCAACCCCAUCAGUUCUGCCGAAAGUGCGCCUCUGGGGCUGCAUGUGGAACAUGAGUGACCCUUCGCCCCUGCCCUGUGUUAUAACACUUUGAAUUAAUUUUUUGAACUCAUCAAAUAGAUUUGUUGGGAGGGUGGAAAGUACUUAGAAGACUUGCACUGAGUCAAUAAAUG